This is a messenger RNA of Acanthopagrus latus (yellowfin seabream), 1340 nucleotides long. Its product is annotated as troponin T, slow skeletal muscle-like. The record is from RefSeq and is a predicted model, not a curated record. The transcript is spliced from 11 exons. Gene Ontology annotation, molecular function: troponin T binding; tropomyosin binding. The coding region runs from base 458 to 1252 and encodes 264 amino acids. Gene Ontology annotation, cellular component: troponin complex. Gene Ontology annotation, biological process: sarcomere organization; regulation of muscle contraction; slow-twitch skeletal muscle fiber contraction. Lineage: Eukaryota; Metazoa; Chordata; Actinopteri; Spariformes; Sparidae.
UGAAAUAUUAUAUUUAAGUUUGUAACUUUUGUUAAACAGCUAGUUAUGUAUUUCAUUUCCCCACAAUUUCCAGUGUAGUUGCUAUAAAGGUGGCAUACAGUGGCCCUUUUCCUCUUAUGUCAUGUUGUUUUACUCUGAAUAUAAACAGAGAUUUGCUUUCCAUUGACUUUUUCUGUCACUGAUCAAUUAGGAAGUGGUGCAAUGAUAAAGAUUUCUGAGAUUCUCUGCAUUUAAACAAUGUUCAACCUGGAACAGAAGAGAAGGACAUUUGAGCAUCCCAUCCUAAAAUGUUUUUUUUUUUUUUUUUUAACUCUUUUUAGCAUAAUUACAUUUUAAAAGCUGUUUAUGUGAAAUGUCUUAUAUUUUACUUUUUGAUUUCAGUCUCACCAUGUCUGACUUUGACGAACAUGGGUGAGUCAAUCCAGGACUAGCUACCUUAUUUCUCAUUUCAUUAUACAUGAACUUUUCUUUAGAUGUUGUUUUUUUUUUGAUUGUACGUCUGAUUUAUACCUUCAACUCUUGUGUUUUAUGUAGAGGCCACCAGGAGGAGGAGGAUGAGGAGCAGGGAGAGGGAGAAGAACGCCCCAAAUACAAGCCUUUGGUAACACAGCUCGCCGCCCCCAAAAUCCCUGAGGGGGAGCGGGUGGACUUUGAUGAUAUCCACAGGAAAAGGAUGGAGAAAGAUCUUCUGGAGCUGCAGACUCUAAUUGACGUCCAUUUUGAGCAGAGAAAGAAGGAGGAGGAGGAGCUCAUUGGACUCAAAGAGAGGAUUGAGAGCCGCCGGGCAGAAAGAGCUGAGCAGCAGCGUGUGAGGGCUGAAAAAGAGCGUGACAGACAGACGCGGAUUGCGGAGGAGAGACAGAGGAAAGAGGAUGAGGAGGCCAAGAAGAGGGCAGACGAUGAGGCCAAGAAGAAGAAAGUGCUCUCCAACAUGGGGGCUCACUUUGGAGGGUUCCUCGCCAAGGUAGAGCAGCGGCGAGGCAAAAGGCAAACUGCGAGGGAAAUCAAGAAGAAGACUCUGGCAGAGAGACGCAAGCCUCUGGCGAUUGAGAACCUGAGAGAGGACGGUCUGAGAGAGAGAGCCAAGGAGAUGUGGGAAAGUAUCUACCAGUUGGAGUCUGAGAAAUUUGACCUGACUGAGAAGAUGAGGAGGCAGAAGUAUGAGAUCAAUGUCCUCCUGAACAGAAUCCAGCAUGCUCAGAAAUUCAAAAAGGUCCACGGUAAGGGGAAGGUUGGAGGACGCUGGAAGUGAACAAGUACGGGACGCAAAGAGAAGACAGUUCACUAGUUUCAAAACAAGAUAUAAGUAAUUUUGCAGUGUUUAUCACUUACUCUACGAC